Cornus florida is the source of this 790-nucleotide messenger RNA. RefSeq names its product protein SRC2-like. The coding region runs from base 133 to 678 and encodes 181 amino acids. The transcript has a single exon. The record is from RefSeq and is a predicted model, not a curated record. Gene Ontology annotation, biological process: defense response. NCBI's taxonomy places the organism in Eukaryota, Viridiplantae, Streptophyta, Magnoliopsida, Cornales, Cornaceae.
AGCACUCCAAAUUAAAUUUUCUGACCCCGCUCGUGUUAGUCUUUCACAAACUCUUUAAGUUCAUUGGUUUUUCUUCCAGACAGGUUCUCCCUCCUCUCUCUCUCCACCUUCAUCUUCCAAGUUACAGCAGCCAUGGGUUGUUGCAUCAAACCGCGCACGCAGGCAGAUAUGGUCUGCACGGAGUUUGAGAUCAAUCUUAUCUCAGCCAAAAAUCUUAAAGAUGGAAAAGUUUUCAGUAGGAAAGUUUAUGCUAGGGUUUCAAUUGGUGGUGGCACAGAGAAGCAAAGUUGGGUGGACACGAAUAACGGGACCAACCCUUCAUGGCAUUUCAACACCAUACACACCAUAGAUGAGUCCUCGGUCCAAAACCCUUGCACCAUGCUUGUCAUCAAGUUAUACAGUCAAAGGUGGAUUGGGGACCGAUACAUCGGUGAGGUUCAUGUGUCACUGAAAGAGCUCAAAGAUCAAGCGCCAAAAGGUAGCAACACAGUGGAUUACAAAGUGAAAAAAGGAUCAGAAUAUUCGCAGGGAACGCUGAAAUUUUCAUACAGGUUUGGGGGAACCAUGAAGGCUGAUGAUGACGAUGAAAAGCCUAUCAGCUGCAAGAGAGCAUUACAUGGUGCAGUUAUGUUAGCUUUCAGCACGUCACUUAACUUUCUGUUUGGAAUUCCAAUAUAAUUUGGAUUGAGGUCUGCGGAGUACAAGAGAGAGAUUACGCUGGAGAGGAUCCGCUUCCAUUAAUUAGAAUGGUAUUUCUCUCAUUGGUUGUUAUUAGCUUUUUUUUUUUUUU